AUGCGAUACGAGGAUAUCCUGACUGAGGUUUCGAAAUUGGAUGCCCUCUCAAACGCCUAUCUCGCGGAACGCUCGAUAUCAUGUCUGAUUGUGUACUCUCUUCCUCCUGCAACUACGUCUUUGUUCAAGUACGCGCCCUGGGACGAACCGUGCCUCUUCGUGGGCGAUGGCAUCACCGUCGAUCGGACCCUUGCCGUGCGAUGCCGCGCAUCUUUGGUCAGAGAGAAGAGACUCGAUCAGAUGCUGGCGAAGCAACAAUUGCAUCACGACGAUAUGAGAGACUGCAGAGGGGAGAGACGCCGUUCACCGCGGUCAGGCAAUAGAUCUAGCACACGACACUCCGACAAUUCGCGUUCCAGACAAGAUCAAACAUAUUCGCCUGUCCGCUCUCCCUCACCGCCGCAGGUAUACUCUCCACCACCGCUGAUUCCACGGCGGAUGCGCUCGCGCUCUCGGUCGCAUUCACCGCCACGUAAGCGGUUGCGAACUACGACCGAUGAAGACGAGCGGAGUAUACUCCUAGAAGCUAUCAAGGAGGUGCGCCGCGAGCGCGAUGUGGCCUUCGAGAGGGAAGAUGUGCUUCGUCAUCAGCUGUCAAUGGCUACGGAAGAGAAGAAGGCCCUUACCCUUCUUGAACGACAAGUUGAGGCUUGGACAAGCACGGUCGAGACCUGCGAGAAGCGCGUACAUGCUUACGAACGACGAUUUUGCUUGCUUCUCGACAUCGAGCGCGAGACAGCUCAAACUUCAGGAUCCUCGAUAGUUGCGAGUGGAGACGUGUCUUCCCUGGGCAUGCUGGAAGGGGUGAUACGAGACUAUAAGCUAAGGGAAAGGCGCGCUCGAAGAGAAACCGCAAAGGUGCAGGCGUCGUACAACAGGCGCAUGGAUGUCCUCAACGGGAAGGGCUCUUCCUCAGGAGGACAGAGCUUCUCGAACGCUCUCUCAGCUGUCGCCCAGCUAGCUGCAUCUAUUGCCUCAUAG
Peniophora sp. CBMAI 1063 is the source of this 981-nucleotide messenger RNA. NCBI's taxonomy places the organism in Eukaryota, Fungi, Basidiomycota, Agaricomycetes, Russulales, Peniophoraceae. The record is from the annotation of a GenBank genome assembly.